AUGACUGUAAAAGUCUAUCCCAGCCUUUUGGUAUUAUUCCUGACCAAUACUGUGUGGACUCGGAAUGUGAGACAAGUCUAUGAUGCGAUGGAUUCAGAGGAUUGGUCUCGCUUCACCUUUGAGUGUCCACAAGAAUGCUUCUGUCCUCCCAGUUUCCCCAAUGCUUUAUACUGUGAUAACAAGGGACUUAAAGAAAUACCUGCAAUCCCAGCAAGGAUCUGGUACCUCUAUCUGCAGAACAACCUGAUUGAAACAAUUUCUGAGAAGCCUUUUGUGAAUGCCACUCAUCUGAAAUGGAUAAAUUUAAACAAGAAUAAAAUCACCAGCAAUGGAAUUGAAGAAGGUGUGCUCAGCAAACUGAAGCGUCUGCUUUACUUGUUUCUCGAAGAUAACGAGUUGGAAGAGGUGCCUGCUCCAUUACCGACAAGCUUAGAGCAACUGAGACUGGCUAGAAACAAAAUCUCCAGGAUCCCUGAAGGGGUCUUUAGCAACUUGGAAAACCUUACGAUGUUAGAUCUGCAUCAUAACAAGCUGUUGGAUAGUGCUCUCCAGAGUGACACCUUCCAGGGGCUCAACAAUCUCAUGCAACUCAACAUAGCUAAAAACUCCCUCAAGAAAAUGCCACUAAGCAUUCCAGCUAAUACAAUGCAGCUGUUUUUAGACAACAACUCUAUUGAAGUGAUCCCAGAGAACUACUUUAGUGCAAUACCCAAAGUGACUUUCCUUAGACUGAACUACAAUAAAUUAUCUGAUGAUGGCAUCCCCCCAAAUGUGUUUAAUGUUUCAUCUAUUCUAGACCUACAGCUGUCCCACAACCAACUCACUAAAAUUCCACUUUUCAAUGCUCAUCUUGAGCAUCUUCACCUUGAUCACAACAGGAUCAAAAGUGUCAAUGGCACUCUAAUGUGUCCCACCUCUAUUGCCAUAGAAGAUCACAGAUCCUAUGGUAAUAUGCCACGUCUCCGCUACCUCCGCCUGGAUGGAAAUGAAAUUCAGCCUCCUAUUCCAUUGGACAUCAUGAUAUGUUUCCGGCUUCUUCAGGCUGUUGUUAUUUGA
This is a messenger RNA of Emys orbicularis (European pond turtle), 1056 nucleotides long. It is a transcript of the gene KERA, whose product is annotated as keratocan. NCBI's taxonomy places the organism in Eukaryota, Metazoa, Chordata, Testudines, Emydidae. The transcript is spliced from 2 exons. Gene Ontology annotation, molecular function: protein binding. The record is from RefSeq and is a predicted model, not a curated record. The coding region runs from base 1 to 1056 and encodes 351 amino acids.